Indicator indicator is the source of this 1714-nucleotide messenger RNA. It is a transcript of the gene VDAC1, whose product is annotated as voltage dependent anion channel 1. Gene Ontology annotation, biological process: monoatomic anion transmembrane transport. Gene Ontology annotation, molecular function: voltage-gated monoatomic anion channel activity. Bases 1 to 852 code for a protein of 283 amino acids. Gene Ontology annotation, cellular component: mitochondrial outer membrane. NCBI's taxonomy places the organism in Eukaryota, Metazoa, Chordata, Aves, Piciformes, Indicatoridae. The transcript is spliced from 8 exons. The record is from RefSeq and is a predicted model, not a curated record.
AUGGCUGUUCCACCUGCUUAUGCUGAUCUGGGCAAAUCUGCCAGAGAUGUGUUCAACAAGGGAUAUGGUUUUGGGUUAAUAAAACUUGAUUUGAAAACAAAAUCUGAAAAUGGACUGGAAUUCACAAGCUCAGGUUCAGCAAACACAGAAACAAGCAAAGUUAAUGGUAGUUUGGAAACAAAAUACAAGUGGGUGGAGUAUGGAUUGAUGUUCACAGAAAAGUGGAACACAGACAACACACUAGGCACCGAGAUUACACUUGAAGAUCAGCUUGCUCGUGGCCUGAAGCUGACCUUUGACUCCACCUUCUCUCCUAACACUGGGAAAAAGAGUGCUAAAGUUAAGACAGGGUACAAAAGGGAACACAUCAACAUUGGCUGUGACAUGGAUUUUGAUAUUUCUGGCCCCUCAAUCCAUGGAGCCCUGGUGCUUGGCUAUGAAGGGUGGCUGGCAGGUUAUCAGAUGACCUUCGAGAGCGCCAAGUCUAGAGUCACCCAGAGCAACUUCGCUGUUGGCUACAAGACCGAUGAAUUCCAGCUUCAUACCAAUGUGAAUGAUGGCACGGAGUUCGGUGGCUCCAUUUACCAGAAGGUGAACAAUAAACUGGAAACUGCUGUGCAGCUUGCCUGGACGGCUGGGAACAGCAACACACGCUUUGGAAUAGCAGCCAAGUACCAGAUUGACCCAGAUGCCUCGUUUUGUGCUAAAGUGAACAAUUCCAGUCUGAUUGGAUUAGGAUACACUCAGAUUUUAAAGCCAGGUAUUAAAAUGACACUGUCAGCUUUGUUGGAUGGCAAGAACGUCAACGCAGGUGGUCACAAACUUGGUCUAGGAUUGGAAUUUGAAGCAUAAGGAGUGGUUCUAUGAUGGCUACUUUGAAAAUUCAGCAUAGCUACCUUCAGAAUAUAGUGUACCUUUCAAUGUUUUGUCUGGGAUGCAAGCUUUGCUCGGUAUCAGUUCUGCUAGUCCUGGUUAAAGACAGUUAAGCUUUAAAAAUGAUGUUAGAGAAAUGGAGACAAAACCAUAUUCCAAAACCUAAUUUUAGGUUGUUUUGAUGGUGGUGUUGGUUGGUUGGUUUAGUUUUUUUUAAUGUUACUGCCCAUGACACCUGUCAGCUGCCACAAAAUAGGAAGUAGGAAGAUAUUGAUUACUAAUAUAUUGACCACACAUGGAAUAUGUUAAUGUGGCAUAAAAACUAUGAUGUGAAGAAUCACAAACCACUAUUUGUACUGUUAAUUCUGCAAGCCAAGUGUUCUGACACAUAAGGUGCAUGGUGGAAUGUGUAAACUUUUGUGAAAAAGGGAUUUUUUUUUUCGAAACAAUUUUUUUUUUUUUGAUAGGCAUUUCAUGAAAAACGAUAUGGCUGUUUUUUGUUAUCUUCCACCUACAGCUGUCUCCAGAAUGCUUUAGUUUGUCCACUCUGUUUAAACAAAGUCCAUUGUGGAGGUUUGAUGUGACUCAGCCAAUACUACCUGUCCUGUGUUGUGGUUCCUUUCCCCUGCACUGACUGGGAAGCUUGUAAGACGGCCAUAAUCAGGGAAGAGUUUGUAACUGCAAACCCAUAGUUGCAUCACUGAAUUUAAAAUGGACUUUUGUUUUAUUACGACUUUUUUGCAGCAACUAAAUGGGUGCAUUUUUAGAGAGUCUUCCAUUUUGUGUGGAACUAGACCCCAAAAUGUUGUACUUGACACUACCAAAAAUGGAUUAAAAAACC